Molecule: messenger RNA, 1262 nt
Organism: Durio zibethinus
Lineage: Eukaryota; Viridiplantae; Streptophyta; Magnoliopsida; Malvales; Malvaceae
Source: RefSeq, a predicted model, not a curated record
CUGUUUCUUCUUCCAAGAAAUCCUCCAAACUAUUCCAACUUGACCUCUCUCUCUCUCUCUCUCUCUCUCUUUUUGUAUAUUUACUAUAAACCCUCCCCUUUAAUCUUGUCGUAUAUAUUCAAAACAUGAGCUCUAAGCCAAACCCUCAAUUGUGACCCUCAUAAACUACCCACAAAUGCCUUCCUCUUUGCAGCUCCACCGUGCCACGGCCACCCCCACCUCCUCCAUUGGCAGCUGGAACCAAAAACAAGCUCAAAGGUUUUUCCCUCUUCCUUGUGGUGUCUCCGUGCCUGACACGGUGGCGACGCACCAUAUCCACGCCAUGGGUCCUAACCAGUGUUGUUCUGCUGUGGUUCAAGCCAUCGAAGCCCCCGUGGAAACCGUUUGGUCAGUGGUUCGUCGUUUUGAUAACCCUCAAGCUUACAAACACUUCCUCAAGAGCUGCAACGUCAUCGUCGGUGAUGGUAACGUGGGCACCCUCCGGGAGGUCCACGUGGUUUCGGGCCUCCCCGCCGGUUCCAGCACGGAGAGGCUUGAGAUCCUGGAUGAUGAACGCCACGUGCUUAGCUUUAGCGUGGUAGGAGGCGAUCAUCGGUUGACUAAUUACAGGUCCGUCACAACUCUACACCCUUCAUCCAUUGGUAACGGGACAGUUGUUGUCGAAUCAUUCGUCGUUGACAUACCGCCUGGUAACACUAGAGAAGAUACGUGCAUUUUUGUCGACACAAUUGUACGUUGCAACCUUCAAUCUUUGGCUCAAAUGGCUGAAAAUAUGGCUAGAAGAGAAAAUUUAUCAUCCCCAUAGAAUUAUUAGAAAAAAAAAAAAAGAAGCUCUAACUCUCUUAAUUAAUUCCUUUUUUUUUCCUAUGUGGGAUCGAUGAAUGGCAAGUGAAGGAGUAUCUGUUAUCAAAGCACAUAUGGGAAUUCAUAGAUCAAAAUAGAGGCCUUGAUGGAGUUGAAGGUGAUCAUAUAUCACUAGUACUACCAAUAAUGAUUUAAUGUUAAACUUGUUUUUGGCUUAUUUCUUCACCAUUUUCUGUUUGAAGACUUUGCUUGCAUAUGAUCACAGUUAAUUUUUCUGUUCAUUUUCUCUAUGUAUUAUGAACUUGUUUCAGGGUUUUUUUGUUACAUUUGGUCAGUCAAAAAGUUGUAGUAAUUAUUUCUUGUGAAUUCUCUCUAGAUUAUUACCUUCUUUGUUUUCCCUUUUUCUUGUUGUAUGUAUUUCUCGAAAAAUAUAAUAAAAACAGUAGGAAUCUGGUCAG